Molecule: messenger RNA, 1241 nt
Organism: Saprolegnia diclina VS20
Lineage: Eukaryota; Oomycota; Saprolegniomycetes; Saprolegniales; Saprolegniaceae
Exons: 1
Coding region: 85-1206 (373 amino acids)
Source: RefSeq, a predicted model, not a curated record
UCGCGUUGGACUCAACGUGUCGUACCACUCUACCCGCUUGCAUUCGCUUUCUUUGCAGUUUGCCAUUCACCUCGCCUCGACACCAUGUACCUCGUCACGUGGCCGAUCCGCGCGUACCUUGCGUGGAGUGUCCUUGCUCUUCUGUACUUUGUCGCGGUGCCGAGCGUCCUUCUCUCGAGCUUCCUCCGGCCGCUCGUCCCGCUGGCUGACGCUGCGAUCGCCGGCGGCUGCGUCGGUCUCUGUCUCGUCGUCUCCGGCCUCGUGCACGCGCGCCGCGCCGCCAAAUUGGCGUCCACGACCCCGCUGUUGCUCGUGCUGUUUGGUGCCGUCGGUCUCUGCGCGCUCAUGGGUCUUCCUGCUCUCUUGGCGACGAGCUCUACCUACUGGCCAGAUGCCUCUCGCGUAGAGUACACCGCCAAAGACGUGGCCAAGAUGGAGGCAAACCAAAUGGAAUGGUAUUCCCAGCGUUCCUACAGCUCGAAUGGGUACCUCGUCGAAACGUACUCGGACUGCUCCAAUCGUGGCAUCGAGUACAGCGCUCAGUAUGCGCUGGAAGAGACCUACUGUGCGCGUGAGGGUAAAUCGUACUGCGCGGCCUUUCCUCUGCGGCAGACGCUCGUCCAACCGCGCAUCUUUGACAACAAGACGGACACAAGUCGUAUCCAGGCGCUGCUCAACACAUCAUCGACCUUCUUUGGCGUCCCGAUCGACGACGCGACGACCCUCUUGCAAUUUUGCGACAAAGUCAAUUCUAGUGUACUGGCGGCCGAGCGUUCGAUCAAUGUUGCGUGCGAUGGCUGCCGUCACGCGGUGGCAACGCCGGACGACACGUCGUCUUUUGGCGACUGGAUCCACGAGCAUUGUCCGCUGACCAAAGUCGACGCAACGGCGGCCGUGUGCAUCAUGGGCGCUAGCCCCAAGCUGUACCCGUUUCUGCUGACGUAUCCGCAAGCCAAGACUUGCCGUCGACAGUAUUUGAGCCAAAUGUACCAAACAAGUCGUUUGCUACUUUGCUACGAAGCGCAGUUCAGUGGCUUGCUCAAGCAGCUCCUGGAGGCACUUGCGUACUCUGCGUUGGCUCUCUCCGUGCUGGCAUUUCCUGUCUUUUGGGCACUUGUGGUUGCCCAGUGCAAGCGUGAUGAGAUGGAUGAAGACGACGAGCUCAUGUACGAAGCGAUGACCGCGCGGCCGUCAACAUUAGGAUAAUGCCUCAAAAAUCAACUCUACCCUUUCAUGACACA